CCGACGCCUUGCAGUGUUCCGAGGAAAGGCACGUGUGCUGCUGAAUGGAGCUGGUCGCUGGUAGCUAUGAGCAGGUCCUUUUUGGGUUCACUGUUCAUCCGAAGCCCGAAACCAGUGGCAACGAGCAGAAAUGGACUCCAGUGGCUGACUUCACUCACCAUGCCCACACUGCCUCAUUGUCAGCGGUGGCUGUAAACAGUCGCUUUGUAGUCACUGGGAGCAAAGAUGAAACAAUUCAUAUUUAUGACAUGAAAAAGAAGAUAGAACAUGGGGCUCUAGUACAUCACAACGGCACAAUAACUUGCCUGAAAUUCUAUGGCAACAGGCACUUAAUCAGUGGUGCUGAAGAUGGACUCAUCUGUGUCUGGGAUGCAAAGAAAUGGGAAUGUUUGAAGUCCAUUAAAGCUCACAAAGGACAUGUGACUUUCCUUUCUAUUCACCCAUCUGGCAAGUUGGCCCUGUCUGUUGGUACUGAUAAGACAUUAAGAACAUGGAAUCUUGUGGAGGGAAGAUCAGCUUUCAUAAAAAAUAUAAAACAAAAUGCUCACAUAGUGGAAUGGUCCCCAAAGGGAGAGAAAUAUGUAGUUGUCAUACUGAAUAAAAUAGACAUCUAUCAACUUGAUACUGCCUCUGUUAGUGGCACCAUCACAAAUGAAAAGAGGAUUUCUUCCAUUACAUUUCUUUCAGACUCUGUCCUUGCAGUAGCUGGAGAUGAGGAACUUGUAAGGUUUUUUGACUGUGAUUCAUUAAUGUGCCUCUGUGAAUUUAAAGCUCAUGAAAACAGGGUAAAAGACAUGUUCAGCUUUGAAAUUCCACAGCAUCAUGUUCUAGUUACAGCAUCAAAUGAUGGUUUCAUCAAAAUGUGGGAGCUUAAGCAAGAUAAGAAAAUUCCCCCAUCUUUGCUUUGUGGAGUGAACACCAGUGCCAGGCUGACAUGUCUUGGAGUGUGGUUGGACAGAGAGACAAGUACAAAAGUGAGCCUGCCUCCAGCAGCAGAGCCCUCGCCUGUAAAUGAAGACCACCCCAAAAUCAGCAAAAAGGAAUCUGGUGACAUGGUGCAAGAAGAAGAAACGUCAAAACCUAACUCAAAGAAAUGUGAUUUAACUAGUUACAGUAAAAAGCUAACAAAAGGAAAUAGCGUGGUGUCAACCAAGAAGAGGAAAGUGAUAGAAAUGUCAGAAAAGAAAAGAAAAAAGAAGAAGAUAUAACUGAUGAAGUGAAUCCCUAAUGUUUCCUGCCCAAGAGAACUCCUUUUUGACAGAAUUAUUCUUUUCAAAUAUUAUACCUGUUUUUUUCUGAGAAAUAGCAAGGACAGUGAGGGAUUUCUUCUGGAGAAAAUAUGCAUCUUAUAAAACCACUUUUUAAGCUUUUUUUUUUUUAACGGCAGUAAAAUUAUUUUUGACAGAUGCUAUAUAUCAUGGUGUUAUAUAAUAUGUUAAUUAUAUAAUUUUUACUGUUGUGCAAAAGUAAUAAAGAUCUUUGUAAUUUAAAAUAAUACAAAAAUUUUAACACAUUCUUUUUUCUUUUUUUUUGUGGUGCUGGACUGGGAAUGGAACCAGGCUUCUCAUGUGUUCGGCAAAUAUACUACCACUGAGCUAUGCUCCUAGCCCUGAGAACACAAUUUGUAGCACAGGAGGAUUGACAUAAGUUUUCAAACAAUUCUGCUUCUAAGCAGUGAAUGAAAAGAAAAUGUAAGGGCAGAAAAAUGACUUUUCUCAUUAUGUGUUCAUCUCUUCCAAGGCAUCAAAAAACUCAUUGAACUGAGGGAGUCUUAAAUCCAGCCCAUUCAUUAUAAUCUUGUCAUCCUCUUGUCAUCUCUUACCUAGAAGACAAAGGCAUUUUUCUCAGCAGACUAAUGGAUGUUUUGAAAAGACACCUUAAUAUAGGACCCAAGUUUGAAUUAGACAUCACAUGCCUACGGCCAUUAGAAGAAUGCUUUUUUUCUUUUCUUCUUCUUUUUUGGAAGUGCUGGACACAAACGCAGGGUCUUGCACAUGCUAGGCAAAUACUCCACUGCUGAGCUACAUCACCAGACUUCGGAGAAUGAUUUAAUUAGGCUAAAUAAGAUAUCAACACUUGGGCAAUGGAAUUCUACUCACUUCAUAGAAGUUGUUUAGGACAUGAACCCAGUUGUGUCAAACUCUUCAGUCUAUCUCUUCAUUAACUUAUUUUAGGCAUAUAAAUAACAAAAAUGCAGCUGGUU
This is a messenger RNA of Castor canadensis (American beaver), 2203 nucleotides long. It is a transcript of the gene Pak1ip1, whose product is annotated as PAK1 interacting protein 1. The record is from RefSeq and is a predicted model, not a curated record. Lineage: Eukaryota; Metazoa; Chordata; Mammalia; Rodentia; Castoridae. Gene Ontology annotation, molecular function: protein binding.